This is a messenger RNA of Plasmopara halstedii, 942 nucleotides long. Its product is annotated as non-structural maintenance of chromosomes element 4 homolog a. NCBI's taxonomy places the organism in Eukaryota, Oomycota, Peronosporomycetes, Peronosporales, Peronosporaceae. Gene Ontology annotation, biological process: DNA repair. Gene Ontology annotation, cellular component: nucleus; Smc5-Smc6 complex. The record is from RefSeq and is a predicted model, not a curated record. The coding region runs from base 1 to 942 and encodes 313 amino acids. The transcript is spliced from 6 exons.
AUGGUCAGCAGUGGAAAGCGUCGAGAUGAGGAAGUAAAUACGAGGCAGUCAAAACCACGCACAGCUUUACCUGGACGGAAACGUAAAGGAUUUCUUGAAAAUUCACAGCUAUCGGAGAAAGAUCGUCGUCAUGUUCGAUAUAAAGAGCGCGAGCUACUGCAGAGUAUCAAGGAGAAUGCUCAUGACCUGGCAAAACUCUCAAGUGAUCAAUUUCAUACACAUACACAAGAAUUGGAUCAAAUGUACGACAGUGUGUGUUAUCCUCGUGAAGCCAAUCUAGACGCCAGCAACUUGGAUGAACUUAAUGUAGCGGUGGCUAAGCAGUCAGAGGCUUUAGGUUCUAGUGACCUUACGAAGUAUGACACAACAGAUUUAAUUCGUGCGGCACAGAACGUUUGCACAAUCGAAUCGCAAAAUGGAGAGUUUGAUUGGAAUACACUGGGAAAUGCCGCUGGUGCUUGCUUUCGAUCUGUUCCUGAAAGUUGUUUUCUCUUUGGUCUUAUGGACACAGAAGUAACACACAAGGAGAGAAAGAAAGCAAGGCGUGUAGAGGAAGAUGUGAAUGCGCAAGAAACACAACCAACAGAGUACACUAACAAGAAAGAUCGCAAAGAUGCUCAAGCUCGUCGAUUAGAGAUUUUGCAGACAAAGUUGACCGAAGGUGAGCGUGUGAAGCCACUUUUGGACUUGGUGAUUAAUCCAAAGAGCUUUACUCAGACAGUUGAAAAUCUAUUUGAUACAUCAUUUCUCGUGCGUAAUAAUUCUGCUGAAAUUGGCAUUGAUGGAGACUCUGGCCUUCCUUAUCUAAAAAAUCAAGAAGGAUUGGGCGAAGUGAAUCUUCCAGCAUCUUCACAGAGUAUUAUAAGUAUUACGCCAGCUCAAUGGGAGCAGCUUGUGCGUGUCAUGGGGCGAAAUGAACCGUUACUUGGACAUCGAGUGUAG